Molecule: messenger RNA, 1032 nt
Organism: Mercurialis annua (annual mercury)
Lineage: Eukaryota; Viridiplantae; Streptophyta; Magnoliopsida; Malpighiales; Euphorbiaceae
Exons: 1
Coding region: 1-1032 (343 amino acids)
Molecular function (GO): nucleic acid binding; zinc ion binding
Source: RefSeq, a predicted model, not a curated record
AUGUCAAACCUUACAAAGCUUGAAUUAACGGCACUUGAUGUAUCUGGAAAAAAUUAUCUGUCAUGGAUACUAAAUGCUAAAAUACAUCUGCAAGCCUCUGGUCAUGAGGACACUAUUAAAGAGGGAAAUAAUGCCUCUACUCAAGAUCGUGCAAAAGCAAUGAUCUUCCUUCGCCAUCAUCUUGAUGAAGGAUUAAAAAAUGAAUAUCUCAGUGAAGAUAAUCCACUUGUUCUCUGGAAUAGUUUAAAAGAACGCUUCGACCAUCAGAAGACUGUAAUUCUUCCAAAAGCUCGUUAUGACUGGAUGCAUUUAAGAUUGCAGGAUUUUAAAAGUGUUAGUGAAUACAAUUCUGCAAUAUUCCGAAUUAGCUCAAAGCUAAAAUUGUGUGGAGAAACAAUUACUGAUGAAGAUUUAUUAGAAAAAACAUUCUCCACUUUUCAUGCAUCUAAUGUGGUACUCCAGCAGCAGUAUCGUGAGAAAGGGUUUAAGAAAUAUUCAGAGCUGAUUUCUUGCCUUCUAGUGGCUGAGCAGAAUAACGAGCUGUUAAUGAAAAAUCAUGCGGCACGACCCACUGGUUCUGCUCCAUUUCCUGAAGUAAAUGCGAGCGCAUAUAGAUCUCCUCGUGGUCGUGGCCGUGGUCGUGGUCGUGGUCAUGGUUAUGGUCGAGGUGGAAAUAAUUACAACCAUGUCGGUUAUAAUAACUCCUUUAAGCAUAAGAAUCACCACCAGAAGUGGGAUAAGAAGGAGGAGAAACAAGAAAACAGAAACAGUGGACAAUACAAACAUCAAGUGAAAAAUGUCGAUAGUAAAUGUUAUCGAUGUGGCAUGACUGGGCAUUGGUCGCGUACCUGUCGUACGCCCAAACAUCUUGUUGAGCUUUACCAAGCUUCCCUCAAGGAAAAUGGAAAGAAUAUAGAAACAAAUUUUGUUGCUGAUGAUGAUUUUGACCACAGUCUAAUGCAUAAUGACUCUAUAGACAUGACACAUUUAGAUGUUUCUAAUUUUCUUGAGAACAAUAAUAAUGAAAACUAA